Molecule: messenger RNA, 3487 nt
Organism: Aricia agestis (brown argus)
Lineage: Eukaryota; Metazoa; Arthropoda; Insecta; Lepidoptera; Lycaenidae
Product: leucine-rich repeat neuronal protein 2-like
Exons: 5
Coding region: 301-2028 (575 amino acids)
Molecular function (GO): protein binding
Source: RefSeq, a predicted model, not a curated record
GUGAGCGCACGUCACUCAACGUUGUAUAUUACGAUCAGUGUGGUGUCGAACUGGAUUUUGUGUGUGAAAACCUUAUGAAUGGACUUUAAUUAUUGGUUUUACGUAAUAAGUGUUUCGCGUGAAGAAGACAAUUUUUGACGUUAGCAAUCAAACCGUCAGAACCAUCAACAAUUUUGAAGGAGACUCGAUUGAUGUUGCAGGAGAAGCUAUAACAGAAGCCCAUGCCACCAACACACACAAAGUUAUAACAUUUACCCGUCGCCUACACUUAGGUCUUUGGUGUGGUAUACAUGAGAUGUUAUGGGCUCACGCGGCGUAGCAAAGUGGCGGUGGUUGGUGGUAGUUCUGGCGUGGACAUGGAGCGCCUCAGCGCGUACUCUGUGCCCUCCGAGAUGCGUGUGCGACGAUGCCAUGAGAGCGGCGACUUGUGCCAAUGCCGCUCUCGAGAUCGUCCCGAUCCAACUCAACCCAGAAGCGACACACAUAAACCUCACUCACAACGCCAUCGACAAUCUUCUAUACGCCUUCACGUUUUACACUCAACUAGCGAUCCUAGACAUUUCUUACAACAAAGUACAAGAUCUAGGUAGUAAGAAUUUUGAAAAUAAUAUGGAGAUGACCACUUUGAAUAUCAGUCAUAAUGCUCUGAAGAAACUAGACCAAGAUACCUUCGUAGGCCUAACGAGACUCAUCGAUCUAGAUCUGUCCAGCAACCAAAUCACAGACAUCCAUAUGCACACCUUCAAAGAUCUUACAUUACUAGAAAGACUGGAUUUAUCUCAUAAUAAAUUAGUAAGUUUCGAUUCAGGUACCUUCGAACCACUUUCGUCACUUAAAGUGCUCUCACUUAAAAAUAAUUCAAUCUUAGAUAUUCCCACUGCCAACAUCAUGUAUCUUAUACAUUUAGAGUAUCUAGAUUUAUCAGAUAAUUUAGUGCAGAAAAUAGAGAAACACGGAAUACCUCAUUUACGAGAGAUGAAACAUUUGGAUAUGAACAACAACCUGAUCGACACCAUUAAUCAUUUGGGUGUUUACAAUUUGCCAUCCCUGAGACAUUUAGAUUUUAGUGAUAACAAUUUGACUUCCAUACCUACCUCGGCCCUUUCCAAAUUGUCAAACUUGUCCCAUUUAUAUCUCAGCGGAAAUUUCUUUCAAAACAUUUCGUCCCUAUCUUUCCAGAGUCUGUUUCAUCUGAAACAUUUGCAUAUAAGUAGACUUUAUGAAUUAGAUAGAAUAGAUUCGAGAGCGUUCGUCGAUAAUAUUAAUUUACAAAAGAUAUGGAUGAACGAAAACGUGAAGGUUAGGGAAGUGCCGCCGAGAUUGUUUCAUGGAAAUCCGAAGUUGACUCACAUUUAUAUGAAGAACAACGCCUUAGAAACUUUAGAGGCGGCACAUUUUCCGAUCGAUACUCUUCAGGAGCUGGAGAUUUCUGGAAACCCUUUUGUUUGCAAUUGCUCCCUACUCUGGCUGUGGAAACUGGGAAGAGAUUGCGAAGUGAGUGCUAGGAAAUCAGACAAUUCCAGCACGGUACUCAAAAUCGAUUAUGAAAUUGUAAAGUGCGUGGCGCCCGCCAAUUUAAAUGGCGUAUUGUUCGUACAAAUUCCCGAGUCCGAGUUCGGAUGUUCUAGUGGAUGGGUAGUGGUAGCCGUCGUGGUGCUAACUGUGAGUAUCGUUAUAAGUGUAGUCGGUGGUGUGCUGUACUUCUUAGGGCCUUUGAAGAAAUGCAAGGGUGAUAAGUCGAAGCAAGUAAUGACUAGUGUUAUGCUCAAUGGAGACGUGUCCAAGUUAGGGAACGGUUUAGGUUACACCUCCCGGAGGGAACAGGAGAACAAAAGAGACGUAGACAGGUACCUGAUGAUAGGUUCGUCCGUUACUAACACCUUCCACUCGUUGAACCCCUCUUGGCAUAGUGUCGAUAAGAAUCCCUAUUACCAGGAGGAUAGUGAGGAACAUAUUUAUCAACAGUUCGCUUACGAAACAAUACCUCAUCACAGGACCCCAGAGAAACCACACAUAGUGUACGUUUAACGAAAGUUUUCCAUUCUGAACUUUAUGUGUAAAGAAACAAUGUAUAAAUUUCGUCGACAGUGAAAGACAUUAUUGAAUCGACGAAACGCUCCAAACUUUGCAAUAAUGUAUAUAGUGACAUAUAAGAUUGUAAUAUGUGAUAGAAUUGUACAUAGACUUGUAAAUAUAUUUCGUAUUUGAUAUUAGGCUCUAUUUGAUUUUGUACUUAACUUAUUUAGUGUUAUAUUUAUCGAUAUAAUUUUAUAACUGUAUCUAUAUAAACGUUAAAUUUUAAGUUGUUAUUGUUAGCUUUAUGAAGUAAGCCGUUGUGUUGAUUUGUUUCAUUUUCAAUAAUAAUAUAGAGAUACAUAUAAAAAGUAUAAUAAAAUCGAUUAAUACGACAAUGUAACGGUAGUGAUUAUAAAUAUAUUUUCUGAAUAACACCAAACAUGAAAACUUUGUACAAAAAUGAGCAAUAUAGAAUAUUAAUUUGGAAUAGUAUAAAUACUGUAAUUUUUACUAAAACAUUGUUAUAGCAUAAAUAUAAAAGUAAUCAAAUUAUCUAGAUACAGCUUAGAACAGGAUAGAUUCAGUCUCAGGCCAAAAAAGUGCAGACGGAGUUCUGUUAAUCACAAACUGAUGCCACACAUAAGAAGGGUCACAAUGGCGCAUGCUGUACCCUCGAUAUUUAUCGUCAUAUUUCGAUAGUAAAUCAGUUUUACGAUAUUUGAGAUAUAUAUUGCAAAAUAAAUAUUACGAUACAUAUUAAGCGUAUAGCUUCUAGUAAUAAUUUCUCCAGUAACGAAACUACGCCUUACUUAUUUGGUGUAUUUUAAGUAGUGAAUAAAUGGCCUCACUUUUUGCUUGACAAGUCUCCGUCUUCACUUUUUAUCCUGAGGAUUCAAUACGGAUUAGCUGAAGAGUUUGUAGCUGUUAAAUAAUUUAUUGUAAAAUAAAAUCAUAUUACUGUUUAUUUCAAAAUAUACAAUAGGUAGUUCAUUUAACAUUGUGCACAAAUGUUCUUAGCUAAUCCUAGAUUAUAAACCAGCUGCUCUGAUGGGAAGGGGUACAAAAUGAAAUAGUGCAUUUAUUGGCUUUACUUUUAUGGGUUUCUUUGUUUAUUUGUGAAAAUAAAUUGAUAUUUUUAUACUAAAUAAUAUAAGGCUGGUCCAAAUUAUCCGGUGUUCAUAUUUUUAUCGUUUUUUUUUUACGAUUUUUGUAGGGUUGUGAUUUUUUGACCCUUGAUGAUAAUUUGGACCAUACCAAUAUAGCUGCGUAUACCCUUGCAAUACUAUUUCAUAUUAUUCUAUUUAACUUGUAUACGUUCAAGUUACGCCUACUUUGUAAUCGAGUUUUAUGCCUAUUCCGCGAAUAUUACAGUAUCUAGUAUAAGACUAUUUAUACUUACUACUUUUAAACUUUUGUUAUGAGACUUAAUAACUUGCAUUGAAACAAACGACAAAUAAACAAUUAAAUAUGA